GCCUGGCUCGGGUGGGUGCGGUCCUGGGAGGGAGUUGGAGGGCCCGGGUCGCGGGGCCAGAACUUGGGGUCGCGGUCUGCAGCCAGGCCUCAGCGCAGCUAUGGAGAGUGGCGGGUGGCCCUCGCUGGGUCAGUUCAUCCUCUUGGGCAGCAGCUCUGUCGUCACCGCCAUUUUCUUUUCCGUGUACCGGCAGAAGGCCCAGGUCUCCCACGAGCUCAAGGGAGCUAAAAAAAUCCAUUUGGGUGAAGAUUUAAAGAGUAUUCUGUCAGAAGCUCCAGGAAAAUGUGUGCCUUAUGCUGUUAUUGAAGGAGCCGUGAGAUCUGUUAAAGAAACACUUAAUAGCCAGUUUGUAGAGAAUUGCAAGGGGGUGAUUCAGCGGCUGACGCUUCAGGAGCACAAGAUGGUGUGGAAUCGAACAACCCAUCUUUGGAAUGACUGUUCGAAGAUCAUUCACCAGAGGACCAACACAGUGCCCUUUGAUCUGGUGCCCCAUGAGGAUGGUGUGGGCCUGGCUGUCCGAGUGCUGAAGCCCCUGGACUCGGUGGAUCUGGGCCUGGAGACCGUGUACGAGAAGUUCCACCCCUCAAUCCAGUCCUUCACGGAUGUCAUUGGCCACUACAUCAGCGGUGAGCGGCCCAAAGGCAUCCAGGAGACAGAGGAGAUGCUGAAGGUUGGGGCCACCCUCACAGGUGUGGGUGAACUGGUCCUAGACAACAACUCCGUCCGCCUCCAGCCCCCCAAGCAAGGCAUGCCGUACUACCUAAGCAGCCAGGACUUUGAUAGCCUACUGCAGAGGCAGGAGUCGAGCGUCAGGCUCUGGAAGGUCCUGACGCUGGUUUUUGGCUUUGCCACCUGUGCUACCCUCCUCUUCAUCCUCCGAAAGCAGUAUCUGCAGCGGCAGGAGCGACUGCGCCUCAAGCAGAUGCAGGAGGAGUUCCAGGAACAUGAAGCCCAGCUGCUGAGCCGAGCCAACCCCGAGGACAGGGAGAGUCUGAAGAGUGCCUGUGUCGUGUGUCUGAGCAGUUUCAAGUCUUGUGUCUUUCUGGAGUGUGGGCAUGUCUGUUCCUGCACGGAGUGCUACUGCGCUCUGCCAGAGCCUAAGAGAUGCCCCAUCUGCAGGCAGGAGAUCACCCGGGUUGUUCCCUUAUACAAUAGCUAAGUGUGUUAAAGCUGCUCAGUUAGACAUGAAGGACACCCCCCCCCCCCCUUGUGGGGAGUUUAUCUCGAGGCCUUUAGAAGAGCAGUGGUGGGGGUGGCUGUUUAUCUCUGACUAGGGAGACUGUGCUGAUCCCACACAGCCAGCAUAGAAUGUUGCCUUUCCAACCUGAGGGAAGAACCAAAGAUCCACUCUUCGGCAUAUAUGGUGGCCUGGCAUCUCUUCCCAAGAGCCAGAGCAGUGUCUUUGUGACCGAAAACUUCUAGUCUUUUAAGGACUAAAGCCACUGAUCCUCACACCUCCUGUCCCUGUGUCUCUGGUCCUGCUGAGCUGUUGAUUCCUGUGGACUCUUAGUAGGACUCACCUGGGCUCGGGAGUGAAUGGCUCACACUGAAGGAGAGGAGAAAUGGGAGCCAGGUGUGGAGGCCUUGCAGAGCUUCCUCUGAAGAGACCUGUCUUGGUUUUUCUUCCUUUUGCUUAUACCCUAUAGGGAAGGGUCUUUCUUUAGAACUGUCAGGCUAGACAUGCUAAUUGCACCCCUUUUCCCUCACCUGCUUGUUUUCUAAAUGUGUGCACAUGUAUGCAGUAGACAAAAGGAAGUGAACUCCAGCACAUCUGCCUCCUGCCCAAAUGGAUUUAACACCUGUCAGCAGGAUGAAGAGUGGUUACUUGAAGGGGCAGUUGUAGUCAUGGUCAGUUGACGACGGUCCCCAGCAGCGGAAGCCAGCGGUUAUCUUGGCUGCAGCCCCUCCCCUGGAGUUUCCACUUACCUCGAGGGCCACCAGAGAGCAGCUUGAGAGGGCUGGGGAUGGAGGGGGGUGGGUGUCCUGCUGCUUUUCCCUGCUCUGAGUGGGCUGCAGAGGCCUUGCCACCUGAGGAGGCACGUGGAUACUGUUGCUCCAAACCCUGCUUUCCUAACUUCUUCCCAAGGCUCUCGCUGAGAAGUAACCAGCCAGCGUCAUGAGCACUGAGCCUUUUCACGGCUCCUCCCCUGCCCCCUCCUUAUGAAAGGUCACAUCCCGUGGGUGUAAUCACAUUGUCCCUGGCCACAUCACCCUCACCCCCUCAUCUGCCUUUGAACUUGGGAGGGGGAACCUCUUGCAUCACCUUGAAGUUAUUUCUAAUACUUGUGGCCGGGCAGCAAGGGAGGCCGUAGAACCCCUUUACAGGUUAUAUUACUUGCCCAUCUCUUUUUUGAUUUCCCUUCCCUGUCUUUGAACAGUCACCCCCUGGUCCUCCUUGGUGCAGGGGAGGAAGGAGCACUCUCAGGGGCUGGUACUAGUACUGUGCAGUGUUCAGUGUGGACGGCAUCAAUUAAACACAUCGAAGCCAA
Messenger RNA from Choloepus didactylus (southern two-toed sloth), 2489 nucleotides. RefSeq names its product mitochondrial E3 ubiquitin protein ligase 1 (gene MUL1). The record is from RefSeq and is a predicted model, not a curated record. Gene Ontology annotation, biological process: organelle organization; protein ubiquitination. Gene Ontology annotation, cellular component: mitochondrion. NCBI's taxonomy places the organism in Eukaryota, Metazoa, Chordata, Mammalia, Pilosa, Megalonychidae. Bases 101 to 1159 code for a protein of 352 amino acids. Gene Ontology annotation, molecular function: ubiquitin-protein transferase activity. The transcript is spliced from 4 exons.